This is a messenger RNA of Colletotrichum phormii, 1602 nucleotides long. RefSeq lists its product as uncharacterized. Gene Ontology annotation, molecular function: flavin adenine dinucleotide binding; oxidoreductase activity, acting on CH-OH group of donors. NCBI's taxonomy places the organism in Eukaryota, Fungi, Ascomycota, Sordariomycetes, Glomerellales, Glomerellaceae. The record is from RefSeq and is a predicted model, not a curated record. The coding region runs from base 1 to 1602 and encodes 533 amino acids. The transcript is spliced from 6 exons.
AUGAGAGUCUCUCCAGUCAAGAUCCAGGGCUAUGAGGGGAUCCGCUUGGAAGAAGCCGACGUUCUCGUCGUUGGCUCGGGUCCGAUCGGCGCGGUGUUUUCUCGCACGCUAGUCGAGAAUGGGCGGAAGGUUCUCAUGAUAGAUGUCGGGAAUCAAGAAACCAAGCGGAUUGGAGACCACAAGAAGAACAGUGUGGCGGUCCAGCGAGACAUCAGUCUUUUCACCAAGUACGUGUCACUGACCCCCUUCAUCAAGAAUGGGCAGAAUCCGAACCAAAAGGCCGUGGACAAUCUCCCCGCCGCGGCAGCCACGCGCCUCGUCGGCGGGAUGGGUGGCCACUGGACUUGCUGUACGCCUCGUGAACAUAAGGACAUCGAGCGAUCCGAUCUCUUCUCCGAUAGCGAAUGGAACGAUCUUUACACCCGAGCUGAAAAGCUCUUCUGGACCGACAGGACGCUCUUUGACAAGUCCAUCCGCGGAGGUCUCGUCAAGUCUGUCUUGACGGCAGCCUACGAGAAGAAGGGACGCGAGGUUCUGAGCAUGCCUCUCUCUGGUAAGAGGAGUGCUAAGAAUGAGGAGUUUGUCGAAUGGGGGUGUACUGCUACGAUCCUUGGCGACGAGCUCUCUGAUCCUAGCAAGGAGCACGACACUUUCGAGUUGCGCGCCAACUCUCAGUGUGUCAGACUGAUCGUGAACCAGGCCUCUGGUGAAGUUGAAGCAGCUGAAGUAGAAAACCUUCUUGGUGCUGAGAAGUAUCUCAUUCAAGCCAAGAAGUACAUCAUUUGCGCAGGAGCUGUCUUGACCCCGGGUAUCCUGUGGAACUCGGGUGGUCUCAAAGACACCCUUCCCGCGUUGGGCCGUUACUUAACGGAGCAGCCAAUGGCCUUUUGCCAGAUUGUACUGAAGAAGACUCACGUGCUAGAUAUUGCCAGCGAUUCACACGGGCUUGGCUGGGAAACUGCAGUCAACGAGCACAAGUCCAAGUUUCCCAACGACCCACUUCCCAUCCCCUUCAACGAUCCCGAUCCUCAGGUCUACUUCCCAUUGACCAAUAAGCACCGAUGGCACACUCAGAUCCAUCGCGAUGCAUUUGGGUACGGAGAAGUCCCAUCAUCCAUCGAUCAGCGCCUCGUGGUUGAUCUUCGCUGGUUCGGAUACACCGAGCCUAGCAAGGACAACUACGUUGAGUUCUCGACGGAUGUCAAGGACCAGUUCGGGAUGCCACAGCCAACAUUCCACUACACGAUCAACGACAGUGAUGCCAAGCGCUGCUCUGAAAUGAUCACUGACAUGGUCGAUGUUGCCAGGAACCUCGGCGGCUUCCUACCCGGCGCCGAGCCCAAGUACCUCGCACCCGGAUCCGCCCUUCACAUCUGCGGCACCUACCGAGCUGGCCAUGAUAAGAAGAGCCUCGAGGAAUCGAAGAAAGAAAGCGUGGUGGAUCGUUUUGGCAGAGUCUGGGGCCAGAAGAACCUGGUCCUCGGCGGCUGCGGUAUCAUUCCUACGCAGAAUGCCUGCAACCCGACGCUGACGGCAGCCGCCUUUGCGCUUGCUGCUGCUGAUCAGAUGAUCAAGGACUUGGACGAGCAGAAUGACGAGUAG